AUGGAAUUCAUCAACUCCAUCCUCGAAUGUCUCGGAGCUUCAUCGCACGAGGCUACUCUUCGUGUCACCUCAAACGCCCAUACCAGGCUGGAGCAACCACCCUACAAAAAUGACCCAGCGGAAGAAGAGCUUGCUGCUCGUAUCCUCAACACCCUCUUCACCUCUGAGAAGUCCGGCGACGCCUUGGCAUUCCAACUUCAGUCGCACUUCUCCACUUCUAGCUGGACCGAAAGUCUCGCUCGCCGCAUCCUCGAUGGCAUCGUCGCAGCUCUAGCAUCGGGCCAGGUCCUUGUUGGAGCCAUGCAAGAGACGUACGACAAAGUUCAAGUUGUUGCUGAGGACUUCGUUAAGGAGCAUCCUAUCUUGACGGAGGUGAUUCUCACCGUUAUUGCUAUUGGCAUUCUUGCUUUGCUGGUUCCGUGGGCUGUGGAGGCUCUGGGCUUUGGAGAGUUGGGUCCUUCUGCAGACUCAUUUGCUGCUUGGUGGCAAUCCACCUUUCCGGAUGCUGAAGCGGGAUCUCUCUUCUCCUAUCUACAAAGACUAGGCAUGAAGCGGGGAAAGGCUUAG
Molecule: messenger RNA, 567 nt
Organism: Mollisia scopiformis
Lineage: Eukaryota; Fungi; Ascomycota; Leotiomycetes; Helotiales; Mollisiaceae
Exons: 2
Coding region: 1-567 (188 amino acids)
Cellular component (GO): membrane
Source: RefSeq, a predicted model, not a curated record